Molecule: messenger RNA, 394 nt
Organism: Amaranthus tricolor (Joseph's coat)
Lineage: Eukaryota; Viridiplantae; Streptophyta; Magnoliopsida; Caryophyllales; Amaranthaceae
Exons: 3
Coding region: 26-394 (122 amino acids)
Source: RefSeq, a predicted model, not a curated record
CGGCGCACCUACUACACCUGACUAUAUGCCGUGGUUCCUCUCCAUCACGCGCCGAUGGAUGACACCACGUGCCAUCUUGGAAGCAGCACAUUACGCACCUGCUGCGCCUACGAUGACCCAAUUUGCACAAGGUGCGGCAAACGUGAUGCGGUACAGCCAGGAGGAGCCGGUGAGGGAGAUUGCGCAUGGCAUGCUCGUCGGCUCGCAGUUCCAGCACUUCAUACCGGAAGUCGCUGCACAACACUCACCGACUAUCUCCCAUACGCACAUGGCAUGCUCUCCUUCUUAUGACUACCAUUUGGAGGAGAUGGAUCAUUCAUAUUCCGUUGACGCUGCGGGGACCUCGAGGCGAAGGAGACCAACUCAGUUGGAUAAGGUAGAUGAGGGUUCGUGA